AUGGGGAUCACUGCAGCAACCACAAAUUACCCUAUUGAAUAUUAUUAUUACAAGUAUUCUCCCAGCUAUACCGAGACUUAUCCUGAUCCAGCUACUAAUGAUCCUUCUUAUUCCAAGGAACACUCUUAUUUAGAAAUAUUUAUCCCCAUUCUUUAUACUGUCACAUUCAUCGUAGGCUGCCUUGGCAACAUAUUUGUGAUCAUUGUAAUGAGCUUCAGAAAGAGCACACGGAGGCUGGUGGACACUUUUGUCAUCAACCUGGCCUUAGCAGACCUCAUCUUUGUUUUCACCUUGCCUUUGUGGUCUGUUUUUGCGGCCACUGAUAAUCAUUGGCAUUUUGGAGACAGCCUAUGCAAACUCAGCAGUUACAUUAUAGCAGUGAACAAGUUCUCUAGCAUUGCCUUCCUUACUUGCAUGAAUGUGGACCGCUAUCUGGCUGUGGUCAGGCUCUUGGACACUAGGUUUGUCAGGAACCGGAGAUGCAUACUGAUAGCUUGUGUCACCAUCUGGCUUGUUUCUCUCAUCAUGGGUCUACCUUCCUUAAUCUACAGGUAUUUUUGCAGUGAUGGAGAGUCUACAAGGAAAUUGUGCUUGGAAGAAACCCAUUCUGCAUUCUUUAAUGCCUUCAGUCUGAGUUCCCUUUUGCUGAUGUUUGUUGUACCCUUAACCAUCAUUCUGUUUUGUUACGGUUCAAUUUACAUGAGGCUUUACACUUGCUUUGAAAUGGCAAAGGUUGAAAUAAAACACAAUAAUUCUCUCAAGAUUGUUUUUAUCAUUGUGACCGCUUUUAUUUGCUCCUGGUUACCCUUCAAUGUUUUCAAGGUCAUCUGGCUAAUGGAGAUGACAACCCUGUCAUGCCAGGGCAUUGAAACUGUGAAAUGGGGGCUCACCUGCACAGCCUGCUUUGCUUUCUUUAACAGCUGCAUGAACCCCAUCAUUUACAUGUCCCUGGAUUGUCACUUCAGACUUCAGGCAGUUCAGUUACUUCUCCAUGCCUUUAGAAACUGCCACAAGCAAAACCGGGUCAGCAGUGGCUGCUCCUCUAACUCCUCGGGUACAGAUAGCAUGAUACCCUUUAGAUCCAGAAUCACAGCCUUGUCGACCUUAUACUGCUGA
Molecule: messenger RNA, 1116 nt
Organism: Protopterus annectens (West African lungfish)
Lineage: Eukaryota; Metazoa; Chordata; Ceratodontiformes; Protopteridae
Product: probable G-protein coupled receptor 25
Biological process (GO): immune response; G protein-coupled receptor signaling pathway
Cellular component (GO): membrane
Molecular function (GO): G protein-coupled receptor activity
Source: RefSeq, a predicted model, not a curated record